GAAAAUAUUAUCAUUAUAUAGUUUUGAGUUCCGUUUUGCAGAAAAAAAAUAAAAAGUAUAUCGAUGGAUAUAAUAUUGUCAUCGAAAAAAGCCGAUAAAACGAUAGUGGAAGUUGAAGGAGUUGGUGGAUACUACACAUGGUCAAGUAGCCAAUUUCCAGUUCUUAGUCAGAAAAAAGUAGCUGCUGGUUUAAUACUUCUUCAGCCUCGUGGCUUUGCUUUACCUCACUAUACCGACUCCUCUAAAAUUGCUUAUGUUUGUGAAGGUGAAUGCAUUGCUGGACUGAUCUCACCAGAAGAUUCAAAAGAAGAAGUUGUAAAAAUUCAAAAAGGGGAUACUAUACCAGUUACCUUGGGAACAGUGUCAUGGUGGUACAAUGCUGGUGAUUCUAAACUCGCUAUAAUUUUAUUGGGAGAAUCGUCUGAUGAAUACACACCUGGAGAAUACUGUUUUUUCUUUUUAACUGGAGCUGCUGGUAUACUAAAUGGAUUCCCUAAUGAAAUAAUUGCUAAAUCUUUUCACAUGACCGAAACUGAAUCUGAAAAAUUCAUGAAAGAUCAAAGUAGUUUAAAUAUUUUAAUUAAGGUAAAUGAAGGUAUACCAAUUCCAAGCCCAUCCCACGACGCGAAAUGCAAGUUGGUUUUCAACUUGGAUGGUGCAAAACCUUGUGUUGAGGCAAAAAAUGGUGGAGUUUUAUCUUCGGUAAGUGGUAAGAACAUAGCGUUGCUUGGAGAUGCUGGAUUAAGCGCGAAUCGCGUAGUCUUGGAAUGUGGUGCUGUACUUGGUCCGAUAUUUACAGCAGAUUCGUCCGUUCAAUUGAGUUAUAUUACCAAAGGAAGUGGACGUGUUGUAAUUGUGGGACUUUUUGGUAAGGUUGUGUUGGAUACUAAAGUGGAAGAAGGAGAACUGUUUUUUGUACCAAAAUUCUUUCCGUUUGUUGUGGAAGCUGAUGAAGGAGGAAUGGAGUUCUUCUCCGUGAAAACAUCGUCAAAGCAAGUAUAUGGAGAACUAUCGGGUGGGAAAAAAUCAAUUUGGGAAGCAGCAUCUCCAUCAAUUGUAGAGGCGUUCCUAAAUAUGACUCCAGAUUUUACAAAGUCUUUCAAGUCCAAGAUUGCUAAGGGCUCACUGAUUACCCCACCUUAGAUUAAACUGUUUGAGUUUAAGAAUAUAUAUAUAUAGAUAAUAUGCUUGAAAAUAAAAGAUGGAUGAUGAAAUGUGUGUUUGUUUUAGCAUUUCCUGAAUUAUAUAUAUGUCUUCUUAAGAAAAAAAGGAAAAAUGUCAAAUAUGAUUUUUCAAAUAUAGCUGUAAUUUAAGGGAUUUUACAUGUAUUUGUCGUGAAAUAAAUGUAUAUCUACCGUAUGUAAAAUGUAUAUGUGACUGUAUGUCUUAUGUAUAUCAUUGGACUUGCAUUCAUUUUUUUACAUGUCAGUUUUCUGGCAUUAAAUCAAAGUAUGGGGGUACUAAAGUUCACUUCCGUUUUUCCUC
Solanum pennellii is the source of this 1485-nucleotide messenger RNA. Its product is annotated as 12S seed storage protein CRD-like. The transcript has 3 exons. The record is from RefSeq and is a predicted model, not a curated record. Lineage: Eukaryota; Viridiplantae; Streptophyta; Magnoliopsida; Solanales; Solanaceae. The coding region runs from base 64 to 1143 and encodes 359 amino acids. Gene Ontology annotation, molecular function: nutrient reservoir activity.